Schistocerca piceifrons (Central American locust) is the source of this 1757-nucleotide messenger RNA. Its product is annotated as luciferin sulfotransferase-like. Gene Ontology annotation, molecular function: sulfotransferase activity. The transcript has 7 exons. The record is from RefSeq and is a predicted model, not a curated record. Gene Ontology annotation, cellular component: cytoplasm. NCBI's taxonomy places the organism in Eukaryota, Metazoa, Arthropoda, Insecta, Orthoptera, Acrididae. Gene Ontology annotation, biological process: sulfation. The coding region runs from base 70 to 1086 and encodes 338 amino acids.
GUCUAGAUCAGGGCGAGCUCGUGACCGGCAGCAACACGGACCAAGCGAGGGCAGCCGACGUAUCACACGAUGUUCGAGCCCAAGUUCGAGAAGCUGCAGGACGAGUUUGGUCUGCGGGUGGCAGCUGCCUGCCCUGGGAUUUUCAAGUCGCCGCUGUGGAGGGUCACGCCAUCGCGUUCCGUCGUCACGAGUCUCUACCCAGACAUGUGGCAGCGCUUCACGAACUUCGAAGUCUUCCCUGACGAUGUGUGGGUGGUGACAUUCCCGAAAUGCGGUACUACCUGGACCCAGGAAAUGGUUUGGCUCAUCGGUAACGACUGUGACUUCGACACAGCGAAGAAGAAGAGACUUAACGAGCGCGUGCCUUUCAUCGAGUUCGUUGCAAUCUCGCGAUACACAGGACCGGACGGGGAUACAUUGCAGCGCUGUACCGACAUGCCGUGCCCGCGGUUCAUCAAGAGCCACCUGCCGUACGAGCUGCUGCCGCAACAGCUCUGGACCAAGAAGCCCAAGAUAAUUUACGUGGCUCGGGAUCCAAAGGACACGGCGUUAUCAUACUACCACCACCAUCGUUUGUGGAAUGGCUACACAGGAACUCUGGACGACUUCCUCGAGGCAUUUAUUCAGGAUGCACUGGUCUACUGCCCUUUUUGGGAGCACGUACUCAGAUUCUGGGAGUUAAGAGAUGAGCCGCACGUGCUGUUCAAUACGUUCGAGGAAAUGACACAGGAUUUGAGUGCGGUCGUGAGACGCACAGCGGACUUCAUGGGCCGGCAGCUGUCAGAUGAGCAGGUGUCGGCACUGUGCGAGCACCUGAGCUUCUCCAAGAUGCGCGAAAAUGCAGCUGUGAACCACGAGGAGGGCCCCCCUACUGAGUCGCCUGUCGCGGCGACGGCGGCGGCGGCGGCGGCGGCGGCGGGCGGAGCAGACGGCGGCGACCCGGCGCUGCGGUUCAUGCGGCGCGGCAAGGCGGGGGCGUGGCGCCAGGAGAUGCCCGCCGCCUUCGUCGACAAGUUCGACCGCUGGACUCAGCAGAAGACGGCGGGCACGGGCUUCCGGGUCGGCGUCUCCGGCGGUCACCAGUAGCGUCGUGGGGCACCUCGUGUUUCCUCUGAUGUGCUCCGCACGACGUCUCUAAGCGGUUGACUACGGCACACUAUUUGAGUCUAAUCAUUGAAGUCCCAAGAAAAUGUGAACGUGUAAUUCUUCAGUCCUUCCCUGUGACACGUUGCGUGUUGAAUAAACGCGUCUUCCGCCGACUGUUCGCGUCGUUCUCCCUUCGUUGAAGAAGACAGCGAGUCACGCCGUCGAAAUACCAUGCGAGUACCACGUGAAGAAAUGGCAGAGAGACCGGCUUAUUCAAAGUGUCAAAACACAAGGUUUUGUAUUUUGAUGUGUUGCAGGCUUUUAGUUUAGUUUUUCCACCAGUGCUAUGUUUAUUAAGUAUGUAAGAAAAUUAGAAAGUAACGUGCCACUACCUUAUUAUUAAUUUAGUGUUUGUUUGUUUCGUAAUAUCUUGUGAAUUUGCCUACCAUCUUACUUAAUACAUUCGACAUUUGUUACAGUUACAUUUGUUACAAGUUACAGCAGUCAUUCUACGUGUUCCAGUAGAAUUUGUAACGAUUCUCGAAUGCAGAAUGAAAUUUUCGCUCUGCAGCGAAGUGUGCGCUGAUAUGAAACUUCCUGGCAGAUUAUAACUGUGUGCCGGACCGAAACUCGAACUCGGGACCUUUGCCAUUCGCGAGCAGCUGCAAGGU